AUGACUACGUACACCAGAACAGGUAUCAAGCCCACAGUAAACUACGAGGCAUUCCAUCACCUCACCUUCUGGGUCGGAAAUGCCAAGCAGGCUGCCGCUUACUAUACCACACACUUUGGGUUCCACUACAUCGGUUACCAGGGCCUCGAGACUGGCCACCGCCAAGUGGCAUCGCAUGUCGUGGGCAGCGGCGAGCUCGUCUUCGUGUUCCAGUCAGCGCUGCGCCCGGGAAAUUCCGAAAUGACAGCAUUCCUUGGACAACACGGCGAUGGAGUCAAGAACGUCGCCUUUACUGUCGACGACGCGCGAGAAUGCUACAGACUGGCGGUCGAGAAGGGCGCACAGCCGAUCCAGGAGCCCUGGGAAGAGUCCGACAAGCAUGGUCAGGUCACCAUGGCAACCAUUCGCGUGUACGGCGACAUCGAUCACACAUUUGUGCAGCGGAACGGGUAUUCAGGCGUCUUUCUGCCCGGAUUUGUGUCUAACAAUAGCUUCCAGGCGCUCAGUGACGUGCUACCGCCGGUGCCCGUCGAGUUCAUCGACCACUGCGUCUCAAACCAGCCCGAAAACCAAAUGGUUAAGGUAACAGAGCGGUACGAACAGAUGUUGGGCUUCCACCGAUUCUGGUCUGUCGACGACAAGGAUGUUCACACAGAGUUCAGCUCGCUGCGGUCGAUAGUCAUGGCCGAGUGGAACGAGAGGAUCAAGAUGCCUAUAAACGAACCAGCACAGGGGCUGCGCAAGAGCCAGAUCGACGAGUACAUCGAGUUCAAUGGGGGGCCCGGUAUCCAGCACAUUGCCGUGCGCACGCCCGACAUCAUAACGGCUGUGAGCAACAUGAAGAAGCGCGGGGCGGAGUUUUUGCGCACGCCAAAGACGUACUAUGACGAUUUGCGCCAGCGAUUGGCUCAGAGCAAAGUGACGAUCAUGGAGGAUCUCGAUGUCCUCGAGAGACUCAACAUCCUGGUAGACUUUGACGACCAAGGCUACUUGCUGCAGAUAUUUACAAAGCCUGUGGAGGACCGUCCGACAGUGUUUUUGGAGUUUAUCCAGCGUCACAACCACCAGGGAUUUGGUGCAGGAAACUUUAGCCAGUUGUUCAAGGCCAUCGAGCGCGAGCAGGAAUUGCGCGGCAACCUUUAA
Messenger RNA from Kickxella alabastrina, 1143 nucleotides. RefSeq names its product Glyoxalase/Bleomycin resistance protein/Dihydroxybiphenyl dioxygenase. Lineage: Eukaryota; Fungi; Kickxellomycota; Kickxellomycetes; Kickxellales; Kickxellaceae. Gene Ontology annotation, molecular function: 4-hydroxyphenylpyruvate dioxygenase activity. Bases 1 to 1143 code for a protein of 380 amino acids. The record is from RefSeq and is a predicted model, not a curated record. The transcript has a single exon. Gene Ontology annotation, biological process: L-tyrosine catabolic process.